Molecule: messenger RNA, 597 nt
Organism: Caenorhabditis bovis
Lineage: Eukaryota; Metazoa; Nematoda; Chromadorea; Rhabditida; Rhabditidae
Source: the annotation of a GenBank genome assembly
AUGCUGGCCCCUUCUUUAAGAGCGGCCAUUGCUAGGCGAUCUCUGCACACGUCGAAAAUUGUUUCGAUGCGUGGACCACUGACAUUUGAUGGAUGGUACCCCCGUGAUCACAAGCCAAAUGCACCACCAAAAAAUGAGGAAGAGCGCCGCGCCGCUGCAAUCAAAUACGGAUUGCGUCCGGAAGACUAUCGUCCAAUCGAUAAAGACGAUGUCGUUAGAUUUGCGGGAGAUUAUCCAGAGCUUGGAGUGAUUACCUAUGAUCAUAAAGAUCCUUAUGAAGCAUGGUCUGAUAGACAAAAUCGCAGAAAUUGGGGAGAAUUGGUCGGAAUUGACAUGAUGCGUUACCGUGGAGAUAGAUUGACGUUCACAGGAUUGGAGGCUGAAGACUUCACAACUUGGGGAUCAAUUAUUAUGUGUCUUCGAGUUCUCGUUCCAAUGGCACUUAUUACUUGGUAUUUCUGCACAGACCAUCCGAAUGCCCUUCGUUGGAGAAAUCCUGUGAUGCCAAAACAAUACCCUUACGAUUUCCAUCGAGCUUAUCCGUUUGAAGAUCCGCAAAGAUAUCCAAUCACCAACUAUUCCUUCGAUUUGGAAUAA